This is a messenger RNA of Juglans microcarpa x Juglans regia, 441 nucleotides long. RefSeq lists its product as uncharacterized. The transcript is spliced from 2 exons. The record is from RefSeq and is a predicted model, not a curated record. Bases 1 to 441 code for a protein of 146 amino acids. Lineage: Eukaryota; Viridiplantae; Streptophyta; Magnoliopsida; Fagales; Juglandaceae.
AUGGUCAAAAUGGGAUUCUGUGGGAAAUGGAUAGAGUUGAUAAUGAAGUGUGUGUCUACUGUUUCUUAUUCUGUCCUAGUCAAUGGGAAACCUAGUUGCUUAAUCAAGCCCUCGAGAGGAUUGAGGCAAGGAGACCCUUUGUCUCCCUAUUUGUUUAUCCUAUGUGCUGAGGGACUUAGUUCUUUGUUCGACAAUUCAGAUCUUAGAGGAGAGACAAGGGGUGUGACUGUUUCAAGAGGGGGUUCAAACACUAAGGAAGUUGACAAGAGAUUGAUAUUGGAGGGAGGUGGUGCAGUGUUGAGAGGGAAUUAUGAGAAUUACUUGGGGCUUCCUACUGUUGUAGGGAGUUCAAAAUAUAAUGCUUUUAGAGGCAUUAAGGAGAAAGUUUGGAGAAAAAUCAACAACAGGAAGAAUUCAUUUUUGUCUGCUGCAGGGAAAUAG